Messenger RNA from Belonocnema kinseyi, 714 nucleotides. RefSeq lists its product as uncharacterized. The coding region runs from base 1 to 714 and encodes 237 amino acids. The record is from RefSeq and is a predicted model, not a curated record. Gene Ontology annotation, molecular function: nucleic acid binding. NCBI's taxonomy places the organism in Eukaryota, Metazoa, Arthropoda, Insecta, Hymenoptera, Cynipidae. The transcript has a single exon.
AUGAAUUCAGAUAAUGCUAAGAACUUUGUUGGAGCGAACAAUGAAUUGAAGAAACUGUCGAAGCAGUUAACUGAAAUGAUUAAAAGUAAUAAAGUUCAGGAAUUUUUAUCAAGUAAGGAAAUUAAUUGGCGUUUCAUACCGUCUAGAGCACCUCACUUUGGAGGUCUUUGGAAGGCUGGGGUAAAAUCCUUCAAGCAUCAUUUUGUUCGAAUAGCUGAAAACACAUUGCUCACGUAUGAACAACUGCAUACAUAUGUCGUUGAGAUUGAGGCAAUCCUCAAUUCGCGUCCUCUCACCCCAUUGUCUUCCGAUCCUAACGAUAUCCUCCCACUCACUCCAGCUCAUUUCUUGAUUGGGAGUUCUUUGACUGCUUUACCGGAAGAAGAUUUACGUCUUGUUCCAGAAUACCGCCUAAACUGUUGGGACUUGGCUCAACAAAAGAGACAGCAUUUCUGGAACCGAUGGCAAAAGGAAUAUUUAAAUGAGAUGAUCGCACGCAGCAAGUGGCAAUCGACGACUCACCAAGCCAACAUCGCUAUCGGGACUCUUGUGGUUGUCAAGGAAGGCAAUCUCCCCCCUUUGAAGUGGAGUCUCGCACGCAUCAUCGAGAUUCACCCAGGACAAGAUGGAGUCGUCCGAGAAGUAACUUUUAAGGGUAAAUCUGGUAUCGCUAGACGUGCGUUGAAAACAUUGUAUCCAUUACCCAUCGACUAA